UCUGUUGGCAGGAGUCACUAGAAUAAAAACAGGAACACCAGACAUAGGGGAGGGGGAAAAACGAAGUGAUCCAUUGAACCGAAAGUCUUGCCCUCUCUUAAUUACGUAGUGUCCCAUAUCUUUUCUCUUUUUUUCACUUGUCUUUUCCAAUUUUUUUCUUUCUUCUGUAUGUAAAGACCUCUGGCUAGUGGUAAUUAGCUUGAGGAGAAUAAAAACAGCCGAUCGGGAGAGGGGUGGUGCAUUGUGGAGCGAGAUGGCUAACAGAAAGGUUCUAUCACUCCUUCAUGGAUUCUUCUACCUAGCUAUGAUUCAGCCCUCACUUCAAGGAGGUGUGUACGUGCCGGCUGGUGCUGGAGUUGGAGCAGGAGGUGCUGGACCAGGUGCUGGUCUCUACCCAGGUGCUGGAGGGAUACCCGCAGGAGCAGGCUACAAACCAGCUAAAACUGGGGCUGGAGGAUAUGGAGGACGGGGUGGUGUUGGUGCUGGAGGUCUGGUCCCUGGUGGCGGGGCUGGAGGAAUAGGAGCGUUAGGCUUCGGAGGAGGAGGAGCCGGUGGAAAAGGCCCCAAACCUGGUUAUGGAAACCUUGGUGCUGGUGUUGUUGGGGUUGGUGGUCUUGGUGGUCUUGGUGGUGGAGGAUAUGGAGCUGGUCCUGGAGCAGGCAGUCUAGGAGCAGGAGCCCUUGGAGGAGGAUAUGCUAAGCCUGGAGCUGGUUAUGGAGGAGGCUCGCCGUAUGGAGGCUCGCCGUAUGGAGGAGGUGGUGCUGGGGGCUACUUCACUGGAGGUGGAGGCUAUGGGGCAGGAGGUGGACUACAACCAGGCUAUGGCGGUGGUGGAUUACAGCCAGGUCUAGCACCUGUUAUUCCUCAGACUGGCCUACCUGGAGGUGGGCUGGGACCUGGUGCUGGAAAAGGAAAGGCUCCAAAAGGAGGAGUACCAGGUGUGGGGGUGCCUGGACUUUACCAAGGUGGCCAGGUGCCAGGACAAGGGUUUGGUGGUCGUGGAGUGUUGCCCGGUGUGGCCACUGGGAACGGCCUCAAUCCCAAAUCAUUGCCAGGUGGAGGACAGCAGGGACCAGGAGGCUCGGGUCGUGUUGGUUAUGGAGGACCAAUGCAGCCAGGAGUAUUCCAUGGAUACCCACUCAAAACACCCAAAACACAAGGUGGCUAUGGAGCGAAAGUUGGAGGAGCUGGAGGCAAACUUCCAUUUGGAUAUGGGGGCUUUGGUGGUGGUGGUGGAGCAGGCCUUCCUGGUGGAAAAGGUGGUCCUGGAUCCAAGCCUGGAUACCCCAUUGGAACUGGUGUUGGGACAGGAGGUCUUAACCCGGCCCAGGCUCAGGCUAAAGCUGCUAAAUAUGGUGCUGGUACUGGUUUGGGUGGUGUGCCCGGUGCAGGUGGAGCUUACCCUGGAGAGGGAGGAGCUUACCCUGGAGUGGGAGGAGCUUACCCUAGAGGAUAUAAUCCUGCUGCAGCCAAAGCUGCUAAAUAUGGAGUCCCAGGAGGUGCAGGUCCAGGUCUUGGAUCAGUAGCAGGAGGAGCAGGAGGAGUACCUGGAGGUGCAGGUGGCGUCCCAGGUCUUGGAUCAGUAGCAGGUGGAGCAGGAGGAGUACCUGGAGGGUUAUCCGGAGGAGCUGGAGGGUAUAACCCUGCUGCGGCCAAAGCUGCUAAAUAUGGAGUUCCAGGGGGUGCAGGAGCAGGCCUAGGAGCUGGAGGAUUUGGUGGAGUACCAGGAGGAGGAGGAGGAGGAGGUGUACCUGGGGCAGGAGGAUAUAAUCCUGCGGCAGCCAAAGCAGCUAAAUAUGGACUCCCAGGAGGAGGUGCAGGCAGGCUCCCAGGUGCUGGCUCAGUCGCAGGAGGAGCAGGAGGAGUACCAGUAGCUGGGGCUGAAGGAUAUAAUCCUGCUGCGGCCAAAGCCGCUAAAUAUGGAGUUCCAGGAGGAGCAGGUGCAGGGUUAGGAGGAGCUGGAGGAUAUGGAGCGGGAGCCAGGCCUCCCUAUUACGGUGUUCCAGGGGGUGCUGGAUUUGGGGGAGCAGGAGCUUUUCCAGGGUCUGGAGGAUACAAUCCCGCCGCCGCCGCCAAAGCUGCUAAAUAUGGGGUCCCAGGAGGUGCAGGGGCAGGCCUAGGAGCUGGAGGUCUUGGAGGAACAGGAGGGGUACCAGCAGGAGGAGUUGGGGCUGGAGGAUAUAAUCCCGCCGCUGCCAAAGCUGCUAAAUAUGGAGUCCCCGGAGGUGCAGGAGCAGGCCUAGGAGCAGGAGGAGUACCAGGAGGAGGAGGGGUACCUGGGGCUGGAGGAUAUAAUCCUGCUGCAGCCAAAGCAGCUAAAUAUGGAGUUCCAGGAGGUGCAGGAGCAAGCCUAGGAGCUGGAGGACUUGGAGGAGGAUAUGGAGGAGCAGGAGGGGCUGGGGCUGGAGGAUAUAACCCUGCUGCGGCCAAAGCUGCUAAAUAUGGAGUUCCCGGAGGUGCAGGAGCAGGCAUAGGAGCUGGGGGAGCAGGAGGAGUACCAGGAGGAGGAGGAGGGGGGGUACCUGGGGCUGGAGGAUAUAAUCCCGCUGCGGCCAAAGCUGCUAAAUAUGGAGUUCCAGGAGGUCUAGGAACAGGCUUAGGAGCAGGAGGACUUGGAGGAGUACAGGGAGGAGUACCUGGAAGAGGAGCAGGGGGGGUACCUGGGGCUGGAGGAUAUAUUCCUGCUGCAGCCAAAGCAGCUAAAUAUGGUCAGGGGGCUGCUGGUGGGCCACGGAGUGGAUAUGGUGGCGUGCCUGCUGGAGGAUAUCCCAGGUCUGGGGGCUAUGGGGGAUAUGGAGGGGCAGGAGCUGGAGGGUAUAAUCCUGCUGCGGCCAAAGCUGCUAAAUAUGUCUCAGGAGCUGGAGGAGCAGGCCUAGGAGCUGGAGGAGCAGGCCUAGGAGGAGCAGGAGGAGUACCAGGGACUGGGGCUGGACCAGGAUACGGAGGCUAUGGAGGAUAUGGAGGGGUACCAGCAGGAGGGGCUGCUACUGCAGCCAAAGCUGCUAAAUAUGGAGUUCCAGGAGGAGCUGGUGUGGCGGGGAGAGCAGGAGCAGUGCCAGGGGGUGGAUAUGGAGGGGUACCUGGGGCUGGAUAUGGAGGAUAUAAUCCUGCUGCGGCCAAAGCUGCUAAAUAUGGAUUACCAGGAGGUGCAGGAGCAGGCCUAGGAGCUGGAGGACUUGGAGGAGCAGGAGGAGUACCAGGGGCUGGAGGAUAUAACCCUGCAGUGGCCAAAGCGGCUAAAUAUGGACUCCCCGGAGGUGCAGGAGCAGGCCUAGGAGCAGGAGGACUUGGAGGAGGAGGACAGGGAGGAGUACCUGGAGGAGUAGGAGCUGGAGGAUAUGAUCCCGCAGCCAAAGCUGCUAAAUAUGGUAUGCCAAGCGGGACAGGCAUCGGUGGAGAAGGUGUGCCAGCGCCUAUAGCGACUCCAAGACCAGGUGUGGGCGUGGGUGGUGGUGUUGGAGGAACUGCCUUUGAGCGCACUGAUGUACCAGUGGGCACAGGGAUACCUAUCGCAGGCAAACCAGCAGAGGAUUCAUCUCUAGAACCCGGUGGAACUCCCAUCCCAGAUCCCACACCUAUUGGCACACAGGCCACAGAGGCCCCAGAGCCAGAGCCCAGUGCCACAGGAGUAACUGGAGUUGGGGCUGGGGUUCUUCAACCUAGUGUUGGUACAGGUCCAGCUCAGCCUGGUGUGGGUGUCGGAGCAGGUGGCAAAGCUCCUAAACCCCCUGGGACAGGGGGAUACCCGUAUGGUGGUUAUGGACAGGGUGCAGGUGCUGGUGGAUAUCCCUAUGGAGGAGGAUAUGGAAAUCCAUACGGAGCAGGAGCUGGACAACUUCCUGGAGCCAAGCCCCUGAAACCUCCAGUUGUGGGAGGAGCAGGCGGUGCGGCUGGAGGAGCAGGUAUUCCUCUUACUGGAGCAGGUGGUGGUGCAGGUGUGAGGUAUCCCACUGGUGUUGGUCUGGGAGUAGGGGCAGGAGCAGGUCAAAAAGCACCCAAACCCCCAGGUUAUGGUAACCUGGGUGCGGGUGGUGCUGGUUAUAAUCCAGGUGCUGGUGCAGUCCCAGGUUACGGAGGUGGCUACCCACAACAACGGGGUUACCCACAGCAAGGUGGCGGCUACCUACAGCAACCCUACCCAGGAGCAUAUGGAGCAGGCCAGACGGCACCACUGACUCCUCAACAAGCCAAAGCAGCCAAGUAUGGCCCACUCCAGGGCUUCCUUGGUGGAGCAGGAAGAGGAGGCUACAGACCAGGAGGAGUUGCUGCUGGAUGCCAAAGCAAAUACUGUGGAAGGCAGAAGUAGAGGGUGUUCUUCAGAAGAAGUUGAACCUCAAGAAACAAUGGUGCUACUGCAUGAUCUAGAAUGUACAUUUUAUAUGCACAACAUCCCCCAUUACAGUAUGUAAAGAUGUGUUGUACUUUAUUUGACUCAAUAUAUUUUUUAUACAAACCCACCGACCAAGACUUUUGCACACAUUUGAUGUGACUUAGUGUUUUUGAUUGUGCCUUUAUCAUUGUUUGUGGUGUUCAUCAGCUCUUACUGACAUACCUGCGAUGCUCCCCUUUUAGUAGUUACCAAGUGUUUGUGUGUGCAUGCAUGUGUGUGGGUGUGGAUGUGUGCCUAUGUGGCUGUGUGUCUCUCUAUGUGCUUGUGAGCUUGCACAUGUUGCUAGAGAUGUUUGGGUAUAUAGGAGAAUAUGAAAGAUUAUCCAACUAGAGCCAUUAAGCAUGCUUUGAAUGCAGAGAAGUGCUCCAAGUCAAAACCAGCACCAUUCCUGUAACUGUUGGAGAUCUUCCCAUACUGACAUGUCAAACCAAGGGUUGAGCUUCAAGAGGUGUGGUUGGUAAAGUGCUGAUAAACUUUGUCCAUGUAUCUUCAGAACUGCCUCCUCUGGCUUUCUAUCAUCUCUGCUGCUAUUUAUAGCUCUGGGUGAAAUAGCAGUGGCAUAGCGUGUGUGAGUGUGUGUGUGGGCACAGGUUUCACAGUCCAUCUGCCAUCAGCAACUUUGACUAUAUUUUAAGUGCCAUGGUGUACGUAGCCUUCUUACCUUGAUUUCUGACAAACUUGUGAAGUAUGAAGAGCAGGUGUUGCUCUGAAUGUGAUAAAGCUGAUGACAAUCAAUCCAAAGGUGUUCAAAAGAUUUGUAGGUGAUAACUUCAGUGAUAUUCAUAGCAUACAUUGUGUUGGUUUGUACCCAAGUUCAUUGAAACGGUGUGUUUUGUUUUUUUAAGUGAUUUGUAUGUUUUUAGUUUUACAAAAAUGUAAAACUGAAAUCCUUUCGAUACUGCUCUGGCAUGUAUUGUACAUUAUGAAUGUAUGAAUUGAACAUUUUGUUUUAUUAAUUACGUAUCAUUUUUCUGGUGUCCAAGAUUAAGUGCCUAGAAUGUUAUGCAUAUCUGUAAUCAUUCUAGUUUCACAUGCAGUUAUAGUUUCAUUUAUGCAAGUUGUCGCUCAUUAUUCAAGUUUCAAAUGUUUCCGCUCAUGAAAGUAGACUAUCACCAUAUUUGUGUAAUCUUUUAAUAUAUAUUUGGGUAAUGCAUUUAAUCACUGUUGAGAAUUGUUAUACUGUAUAUGUAAGGGCUUUUUUAAUGUCUGUGUGUAGGCUAUAGCCCCUAGUCUGUGUAAAUUGUGAGAGUGAGCUCCCAUUUCACUCUUUACUUGAGUUAGUUACAGUUGAAUAAGACUCACUAGACAUUACUGACCAAAGAUUGAUUCACUCUGUUAUAAAGUUACACUACGAUGUCUCUUUAGGGAUUGUGUAUGUUGUAGUAAUUGCCCUAGGUUAUCAUGACUCUCACUCACUUCAGUUCUUGUAGCCUACUCGUGGGGCUUUUUCUGAACUGUGUGUGAGCCGCUCCGAUCCGGGGCCCGCUGCCCCAUGUAUUCCGUGUGGUGGGAUAGUAUUCAUCUUAUUUAAAUGAGAAAAAGGAGGAACGAUGGGGUUUUGCACUUUUACAUUUUCAUGACACACAUGUGACUUGUUCCCGGUAAUCCCGGCAUUUUAUUUGCUUAAGUAAAAUAACGAAAUAAAAUGGUUAAUAAAUACA
Molecule: messenger RNA, 6051 nt
Organism: Salvelinus fontinalis (brook trout)
Lineage: Eukaryota; Metazoa; Chordata; Actinopteri; Salmoniformes; Salmonidae
Product: elastin-like
Exons: 61
Coding region: 254-4306 (1350 amino acids)
Molecular function (GO): extracellular matrix structural constituent
Source: RefSeq, a predicted model, not a curated record